Felis catus (domestic cat) is the source of this 638-nucleotide messenger RNA. It is a transcript of the gene TMEM239, whose product is annotated as transmembrane protein 239. The transcript is spliced from 3 exons. Bases 167 to 625 code for a protein of 152 amino acids. The record is from RefSeq and is a predicted model, not a curated record. Lineage: Eukaryota; Metazoa; Chordata; Mammalia; Carnivora; Felidae.
ACACUUCUCACAGGAGGCCGGAGUCAGGGGGCCGGUCUCCUUUCCUCCAUCCUGAGCUGAGCACGCAGGAGCGUACCUCUGAGCUCAGGGGACCUCCGGACCCACAAUAUGGACAGUGGACACCUGGGUCUGAGUCUGAGGACAAGAAAUAGAAGGUGCACCAACCAUGACGCCGCAGCCCCAAGUGGAGACAGAUGCCAUCGGGGCCGGCGAGGGGCCGCAGCAGGCAGUGCCCUGGUCGGCCUGGGUCACGCGGCAGGGCUGGGUGCGCUGGUGCAGGUGCCACGUGCCUCGGAGCUGGGCCCAGUGGUGGACCACGUCGGGCUGGCGGCAACCAUUUCAGCGUGUGCUGAGGGGUCUGGAGGGGAUCCUCUACCUGCUGCUGUCGCUGAUGCUGUGCCACGCGCUCUUCACCACCGGCUCCUACCUGCUGAGCUCCUUGUGGCCUGUCGCGGCCGCAGCGUGGAGCCAUCUGCUGCCAGCUGUCCUGCUGCUGGUGCUCAGCGCUCUCCCGGCCCUGCUCUUCGCCGCCUCCUUCCUGCUGCUUUUCUCCACGCUGUUGAGCCUCGUGGGCCUUCUCACCUCCAUGUCUCACCCAGACUUCGCUCAAGACUCGGACCAAUAGAAGGGCAACCCCA